Ramularia collo-cygni is the source of this 1218-nucleotide messenger RNA. RefSeq lists its product as uncharacterized. The transcript has a single exon. Gene Ontology annotation, molecular function: protein kinase binding; cyclin-dependent protein serine/threonine kinase regulator activity. The record is from RefSeq and is a predicted model, not a curated record. Lineage: Eukaryota; Fungi; Ascomycota; Dothideomycetes; Mycosphaerellales; Mycosphaerellaceae. Gene Ontology annotation, cellular component: cyclin-dependent protein kinase holoenzyme complex; nucleus. Gene Ontology annotation, biological process: regulation of cyclin-dependent protein serine/threonine kinase activity. The coding region runs from base 1 to 1218 and encodes 405 amino acids.
AUGAGCACUGUGCUUCGCUCGCCGGAUGCCUCACCCUCUUCCUUCCACUACGCGACGGCAACGGCGUCGGCUUCACACCGCCCUGCAUCCCGCAGCUCGCACAUUUACAACUCGCCCCGGCGUCCCUUCAAUGUGCCCGUCGAAACGGCGCCCAUCCCGAUCACAGCGAGCAGACCUUCCGCCACCGGCUCCGUGGCAGGCAGCGCUGGUGGUAGCAGCGUGGGAUACGUGGAUGUAGGGACGCAGUACAGCCCGGACGGCCUUCCUCCCACUGCUGGACCCAAGCUGGCUGCCGGCGUGGGGAAGCCUCCGGGUGGGGACGCUGUGACCACGCGGAAAAGGAAAGGCUCUUUGACGGUGUCCGAGUCGGUAGGGGCAUCAGAGUCGGACACUUCCCCCGAGCCCAUGAGUGGGUCCAGCGCCUCGGAUGGCGCCGCGUUUCAGGUCCCCGGCAAAAACACUGCAUCGCACAUGGCUGCAGCUCAUACACCUGCACCUGCGCAUCCAGAACUGCAAGAGGCGCGCUCCACUCAUGGACAUUCAGCCGCACCUAAGAGAGCGAGGCCUGAACCAGGCUCGCUGAAAGUCAUGCCGUCAAAGUAUGAGACAUGCAAUCCCAAGGACCUGGGCGUUCUGAUUGCCAACAUGCUCAUGGAGCUCAUUCGGAUCAACGAUCAGAUACCACUGCGUGAUGGUCGCUUGACCAGAUUUCACUCUCGGGCGCCUCCUGGAAUCAGCGUCUCUGACUAUCUUCAACGAUUAAUACAGCACGCAACGCUUUCACCACCGAUCAUGUUGAGCAUGGUCUUCUACAUCGACAAGCUCUGCACGGACUACCCAGCUUUCACGGUGAAUAGUCUCACCGUACACCGUUUCCUCAUUGCAGCGGCGACUGUUGCAGCCAAAGGCCUGAGUGAUUCSUUUUGGACAAAUCCUACAUAUGCCCGUAUCGGAGGCAUACCGGUGUCGGAGCUGGCGACUCUAGAACUGGAGCUACUGCAGAGGGUGGACUACAGAAUUGUGCCAAAGCCAGAAACGCUGGAAGAUUACUAUGCAAGUCUGGUGGAACGGGCGGAUGGCUACACUUUGGAAGAAUCGAGCAACUCGGGAUCAGAAAGCGAUGCCACGAGUGACUUUAAUAAGGAGAUGAAGAGUGAAGAUGUCCAAUCCGUCAAAGUUGAAGACGAGGAUGAUAUCAUGGCGGAUACCGCGACAUGA